Erpetoichthys calabaricus (reedfish) is the source of this 2740-nucleotide messenger RNA. Its product is annotated as rac GTPase-activating protein 1. NCBI's taxonomy places the organism in Eukaryota, Metazoa, Chordata, Cladistia, Polypteriformes, Polypteridae. The record is from RefSeq and is a predicted model, not a curated record. The transcript is spliced from 17 exons. Gene Ontology annotation, biological process: signal transduction. Bases 375 to 2336 code for a protein of 653 amino acids.
AAACACUGAAAUCGAAUCGCGUUGGUAUCUGAAAAAAAUAUCCUGAAUGAACAUGUGAAGUGAUACACCCGCAAAGCGUUAGAGCACACUACCCAUGUACAUAAACGCAUCUGUAAAAUAUCAGCAGGUCUCCUUCGGCGCUGUUAUGAAUUAAAUGUUUGGCCCACUCUGUAGAUCCAGAGACUUAAGCCUAUUGGUUCCCUCACUUCAGAUGACGGCGUCUUCAUAAAACAACGAUAUUUUACGCACUUUUUAUUGGCGCGUGCAUGCGACGCGUUUUUUUGCCGACCGCUUAGUCUAUUAGUCAGCGACCAAAAAUAUCAGACGCUUUUAAUCACACCGUGAAAUAUUUCUCUCCCAACAAGUUGUUACCGAUGAAGGACAGCAAAACAAGAAUGGAAGAUAACAUUAAAAAUGAGUUAAAUCUGCUUGAACGCUUCAUUAAAGUUAUAGAGGAAAGUCGACAAAUAGAAUGUAUUCAGUUGCUUAAAUGUAUGGAAGAAUGCAAAAAGAAAUGGCUUCAAACACAACUAGAACUAAAGACUUGCAAGGAGAAUUUGUUGAAGACGGAUAUGGAUAAAUCAGCACUUGAGGUCAAAUUGAAACAUGCCCGCAAUCAAGUUGAUGUAGAGAUGAGAAAACGCCACAAAGCAGAAAGCGAUCUUGAGUAUUUGAAACGACAAAUGCAGUUAAUUUGUGAUAUACUUAUGUAUGAUGGACAGUCUAGUGACCUGCUUAAUGACGAACAGAAAUCUUUACUCGCCAACUUCAACAACAGAGGUGGCAUUGGUUUAAUUCUUCCUUCUAACAAAAGAUUAUCAGUUAUUGAUGAGUCCUGCAAUUCAACAUUGUUUCAUUCUGAUAUUAGUUAUGACCGCACUGAUGAUGACCUGGAUUUGGAGACAUCCGUCAUUAAACAUUUAAAACCAAGGCCACGUGAUAGAAGACGUACAUCAUUCGCUCCUGCUGCUGGCCUUCCAGUACAACCAAAGCGCUGCCGGCCCAGUGGUUGUUCAGGAGAUUUGUUUGUUGCCACGACUACUGAAAAUAUAAAGGAAUGCAUAGUUAGCAGAACUACGGUGAACAUGCCAGAAAACAGUGGCUCAAGUAAAGAAGUAUCAGCCUUAGAAACUGGGCCCAAGAGAAAAUCAUUCAGGAGCAGACAACUUUCCACAAUUACAGAGCAAACAACUGUGUGGACUGCCAGUGAAGAAUCCGUGAAUGUGACAUGUGCAGAAAAUGAAACUGUUACUAAAGUCAGAUCCAGCGGUUCAGUGUUCUCAACCGAGGAAACAGCUGUACAUAGGCAUAUUUUUGUGUCCAAAACAGUUAUUCGUCCAGAAACAUGUAUUACUUGUGAAAAGAGGAUAAAGUUUGGGAAAAUGGCUGUCAAGUGCAGAGAAUGUCGUAUGGUAGCACAUCCUGAGUGUAAGGAUCAGUGUCCUCAACAAUGCAUGCCAGGAUGCUCUUCAUUUGCUCUUCCAAAUAGCAAGUGCACUCUUUCAGAUUAUGUUUCUCAAUCUUCCCCAAUGAUCCCUUCAUUAGUUGUUCAGUGUGUAAAUGAAAUUGAGAAAAGAGGAUUACAAGAGGUUGGAAUUUACAGAGUACCUGGCUGUGAUCGCAUAGUGAAAGAACUGAAAGAGAAGUAUGUUCGUGGGAAAGGAUUACCUCCUUUAGGCAAAGUAGAAGAUAUCCAUGUAGUCUGUGGGCUGCUCAAAGAUUUUCUAAGAAAAUUGAAGGAACCUAUUGUUACCUUCCGUCUUCACAAGACAUUCAUCAAUGCAGGUCUCCUUAACAACACAGAUGAAAGUAUAGCAGCCAUAUGCCAGGCGAUUGAAGAGUUGCCCCAGCCAAACAGAGAUACCUUGGCUUUUAUUAUUUUGCACCUUCAACGAGUAAUGAAAAGUCCGGAUUGCAAAAUGGAUCUAAAUAACCUCUCCAGAGUUUUUGGCCCCACUAUUGUGGGUCAUUCCGUGCCUGACCCAACCCCUGUGGAGAUUAUGAGGGAGACAGCUGAACAGCCUAAGGUAGUAGCUCGUCUUUUGUCCCUGUCUGAAGAGUAUUGGAAACAGUUUCUAAUGGUGGAGAAUGAUCAAGUAAUUUCAUCAGUGAUUAAUACUAACAUCAAUACUCAAGGUAACUACAUGGAAAAAGGUCGUCUGUUUAAGCCUUUGACUUCUCCUGAGAUGAACUGUUUCCAUAAAACACCAUCUUCAGGUUCUCUAUGUAGCAUACUGACAUCUAACAGUGGAACUGCCUCGACUCCCUUACUUAGCAACAAAGCAAAAUCAGAACAAGCUAAGAAAAAGUUCUUCACAUCUCCUACCUUAAAAUAAAUCAUUGGACAGAUUACGGCAGUGCUGAUUGUAAACAUGUAGUGGCAGCAAAUGUUUCUAGCAGCAAAAAAACUUCAGUAAAACGUAAAGCUAACAAAUCACAGUACGUGAAUAUUUAAACAUCGGUAAAAGUAAAUAAUAUGUUCCAACUUUACUACCAAGUUUUCCUGUGAUUGAUGUUUGUGUUGUUUUUUAAUGUUUGUAGCUCAUUAUAGGGCAAGGAGCUGAAAUGAGAGAGCACUUGAAAUAUAUACUAAUAUGCUGAUAUGGAAAUCCAAGUAUAUAGUAUAAACUUUUCACCUUUUAUUUCUGCCACAUGCAGAGCAGAUUUUGUGGUGUAUUUUUUUUUUUUUUUUUUUGUCAACAAUUGCACAGAGGUGGUAUUUUACAUAAUUUAAUACACG